CUCGCCAAAAACGUCGAUGAGAUCCUGGAAGUGCUCCGAUAUUCACUCCUGGCUGCACAGAUCGAGUUUUCCGAGAUGCGAGAAAUCGUCGCCGGGGUUGUGGAGCGGCUGAUUGAUGAUAAGAUGCUCGUCGAGGAGGAGGUGAUUUUUUCUGUGGGGAAUGGCUCAAGGGUGGGGUUGCUUGCUAAAUUUUGAGAAAUCAUGUGAGAUUGACUUAAAGUUAAUAAAGCCUUCAAAGAGAGUCUUCAUUUAUGGCUCAAGAGGUUCCUAAGAAGUUGCACCCGACCUUAAAACGGUUCACGCGGGGUUCAAUGCGAGCUUUUAGCUAAGACUAGGCUCUCUAGAUGUAGUUUUUUACGCUGAUUCCGAAUCCGGUCUCAAAAGUGGCCCAAUACGUCUAGGGAAAAAGUUAUAGACCGUGAAAAGUCGAAAAUUUCAUCCCGGGGCGUUCGCAGUGAGCCAUUCUUCGUGCGACCCAAACAUAGAAAAACAUAGAAAUCUUUUUUGCUACUUCUAUUGAUAGGAACCACACUUUUUAAAAAUCAAUUAAAAAUAUGUUUUUUACACUAUUCGAUAAAGGAGGCUGUGAAUUUUCAUAAUCCGUUUAGUUUUCGAAAAAAGGUCCACUAAGAAAAAAGUUAUGGCCAAAAAAACUAAUUUUUUUAUUAAGAUUUGUAGGUCGAUUACAUAUUUUAAUAGAGAAAUUUAAUUUUUAAUUUCAGAAUUUAGCUAGUAGAAACGCUUCAAAACCGUUUUUUCAACAAAAAAUCGUCAAUUUUGGUGACGUGAAGGGGCGGGGCUUGGCGCUUCCUAUCUAUUGGACCUCAAAGAAAAAUCCUGAGAAUCUUUUUCCGUGUUCCCACACCUGUAAAUCAUAAACCUUUAAUCAGCGCUGAAAUACCUAAAGCUCUGAAAUUAGUCUAUUCAGGAAAUCCUCACCGUGACGGACCUCGGCGGCGCGGUUUUCACGGCCGGAUUCUCGCCGCACGACGCCACUCGACUGCAUUCCGAACUGCUGGCGUCGUUGAACGAAGGCGUCAUUUUUUCCUCCCAUUUUCAUCUUCUUUUCAUCAUCACGCCCUACGACUGUGUGUGCAACAUCGACUGGGACCUUUUCCAUUCGCUGGUCAGACUUGGGUGACGUCAUCAAGCUUCGGAUAUUUUUAAAUGACGUCAGAAGUAGGAUGAAGGGAUUUAUUGAAUGAAUGACGUCAUUUUAAGCUUUCGGAGACGGUUAUAGGACUUUAGUUAUUCAAGUUGAGAGAAGCUGUGACGUCAUCAAGCUUCCGAUGAUCAUGACGUCAGAAAAAUUCGACCAAAGUUGAGCAGACCAAAACUUAGUCCAGCAAACAAAAAAUUAGUGAUGUGCAACAUCGACUGUAACCUUUUCCAUUCGCUGGUCAGUCUUGGGUGACGUCAUAUUUCAGUCCUUUUGAAUGACGUCAAACAAACUCCGCCCCCAAAAAAGCUCUUGGGUGGCUAGUUAUUGAAUUGAAUAGAUGACGUCAUUUUGAGCUUGUGCAAAAAUGAAUGGAUAGUCGUGAUACUUUGUUAAUCAAAGAUUGAGAGAAGCUGUGACGUCAUCAAGCUUUCGAUGAUCAUGACGUCAGGAAAACAGGACCAAAGUUUAAGCAGACCAAAAUUCAAUUAAACAGAUCGAAACUUAGUCCAGCAAAUGAAAAAUGAGUGAUAGUGUGUUCACAUUUUGAAUGUAAACAAACUCCGCCCCCAAAAAAGCUCUUGGGUGGCUAGCUCCCUGAUUGGUUUGAUAGGGGCGGAGUUUGAUCAUCGUGACCUGAACAGACUUUAUUUCAGAAACGUAAGAACCGUGAAAUCGCUCUGAAAGUACUCUGAAAUAUCAGACUCUCUUCGGUGACGUCAUGAAACUUUAAAUUAGCUGUCAAGAAAAGUUUUGGUGAUGUCCGUAGGCUUCAGACCCUUUGAAAUCUGUGUUGAGCACGAGCUUAAGCUCCAAUGACGUCAGAAUAUGGGUGAAUGACGUCAGAAUAUGGUUGAAUGACUUCACACGGAUAUCAUCACUUUAUAGCCACUUUUUGAAACCCUUACUCGGGUUUUGUAGGUUUAAUUUAUGCAAAAAAUGUUUUAUCAAUGGUUUUUCUUUCAAUUUCAGUACGUCGCCUUGCCGAAAAGCGAGAAAAAGCUCCUGGCCGCGUGUGGGCUCCACGAGCACGUGAUCUUGAGGGCGAUUGUCAAGAGAAUUGAGCAGGUCUGGACUUUUCAGUCUCAUAGUUGAUUCACCGCUAACUUGAGAGUUUUUGAUAAGGCUUUUCUCGAAAAAUAACAAUCCGAAAAUGAGUUUGAUCGUCUUUGAAGCACAUGUUUCUAGCUAGAAAUGAGUGCAAUUUUGUGGUAACUUCAGACUUCUGGAUCCGCGCCAAUGAGGCUUUACAUUGCGCUCAUGCUACUACGGGUUUGGAUGCACGAGCCGGCCUGGGCGAUUGCAGAGAGGUUGGCGCCAAACCGGGAAAAGUCGGGACAUAGUUUGAGCUUUUGGCUCAUUUUAGUGUUGAUCCGAGCUUUUUUCGAUUUUUUGAGAAUUGAAAUAUGUUUGAGCGCUUUUUUUCAAAUGAAGGAUUUCUGCAAAAAAAAAAUAAUCUCCAUAAAAAUACAUUUGAUAGAAUUCAGUUAGAGGAGCCUUGGUCGCAUUUGGAAUGGCUCUUGACGCGUUGCGGAUAAGACGUGGUAAAAAAAAUUCACGCCAUAAUACCCUAUGCCUCUUCGCGUAAGUCGCUUUGAGUUUGGCGCACUUCGAGGCAAUUGCUUCACGUAUCAAGUUAUUCCAAGUGCGACUCAUUAUCUUCAAGCUGGACAGAAUAAUUUUGAAACUGGGAAAAGAAGAAGCAUUUUGUGAAUUUUUUCAGAUUUGGUGUCGAGCGUGGCUGGAUGCAAUCGACAUUACAAGGGGCAAUAGCCCAAGCCGCGUCAAUUUCCAAGUUUUCUGAGGUUUUUUUUUGAGGGACUUGGGAGCUUGAGAAAAUUUAGCUACACAGGUGUGCUCUAGGGACAAAAGGGCGAAGUUUAGCUAGGAAGUCAUGAUUUUUUAAAAAUUACCUGUAAUUUGGCUUUUUUUUUUAGAGCAUAUGUUCAUGUUACUAUUAAGCCUAAGCAAUCAGUAGAAAAUUAAGUUUUAAUCUAAAAAAAAGAACCAAAGUGUCUUAAAAAGAACGCGAAACUGGAAAUUCGUGACCUACUGUUAGUAAAUCUAUUAUAUUCAAUUUUCGAUGUUAUAGCUAUGUCUAAACCUCUUUCUUUCUCAUGCUCUUUAGGUAUUGUCAGGGGCUAGCGUUGAACGAACUAAAGUACGAAAACGCCGAUUUUUCACAACAAGUUUAUUCAGUUUUGCCAAAAAGAGAAAUUUAGAAGAUCCCAAACAUGUGGCCCCUGAGGCUGUUACUUCCGGAGCUGGUACAAAGGCUCGCCGAAGCCGCCCAACCCGAACUCCUGCCUCUGAUGGCCAUCGACGGGGUGAAAAAAGCGCGUGCGGCACAGCUCUACAAAGCUGGCUUCAAGACUGUCUCCCAGGUUCAUUUCAUUUCAUUUCAAGUGUUUAUUCGCCAUUCCGCAAUCUGCACGACAAAUACAAAAAAUAAAAAAUCAAAGAAAAUCGAAUGAAUCUAACAGCUGAUCUGUGGAAAAAGGUGGCGAAUUUAGGUUCUGCCGUUCAUUACUUGCGUUUUUAAAGGCGCAUAGACUUAUUCAAAAUCUCGAGACGAAGAGUUUUUUUUUCCCCUUUCUUUAGGCUUUCUGCACCUUUAGUUAUGUUACAAAAGGGUCCUUUUACUUUGCGGUUGGGGAUUUUUGGAAAAUUCUCCCAGAAAAUUCCCUAAGGAAACCAAAUAUGAAAUAGAAAAGUUUCAACCCGCAAAACUUUCUGAUUUUUGAAAAUUAAAGACUCAAAGUGGUAAAAUGAUCCUUUCUUGAGAUUUGAUGGUUUUCUUUGACUUUCGGGCUGUCAUUUCUCAAAAACUAGGCUGAGACUUUCAGGUGACUUCUCUAGUACAUCAGGAAGUGUUCUAACCAAUUUUCAGAAAAUUCCAAAACGAAAAUUGAAAAGUUAGCAAGGAUUUUUGAAAAAAAGAAUCAAUUUUCUUCUUGUUUCAGGUCGCCAAAUGCAGUCCUGACGAUCUACAGAAGGCUCUGGGCACUAUUCGAAGAUCACAGGCGACGAGGAUUAUCACUAGCGCAAAAGUAUCGUUUUCAGUGUUAUUUUAGGCCUUUUUGAGGAUUUGAAAAAGGAAGAACUUUUAAAAAGUUUCGAUAAAUUUUCAUCAAAUGUUGAUUUUUUUUUUAGUUGCAGCUUCAAUAGUGUAUAGCUUUUCAGACGUUGUAAUCUUUUUAUAUUUUUUUAAUUUUAUGAAGAUUCAAUUUCAUUUUCUAAGGGUUCUGGAGUCAUUUUUUUUUUUGGCAUUCGAAAAAUCGAAAAAAAGGAUUUCUUACGAUUUUUGAGCCUUUUUAAAUAUUUUUAUGCUAUUUCAUCACAUAAAAAGUAUCUUUUUCUUAGAUCAUGUUUCAUUUUAAACCUUCAAAAACCUCAAGAAAAGUUUUCAAAUAAUUCAGACCCUUCUGAGGGACCAACUCGACGAGAAACUGGAGGAAAUCGAUGCGAUGGGCCUCGACGUGAAGGAUCUCGAGAAGGAGGCCGAAGCCAAGUCCUUUUCAAUAGAAUAA
Caenorhabditis auriculariae is the source of this 4689-nucleotide messenger RNA. The record is from the annotation of a GenBank genome assembly. NCBI's taxonomy places the organism in Eukaryota, Metazoa, Nematoda, Chromadorea, Rhabditida, Rhabditidae.